Molecule: messenger RNA, 1248 nt
Organism: Sugiyamaella lignohabitans
Lineage: Eukaryota; Fungi; Ascomycota; Dipodascomycetes; Dipodascales; Trichomonascaceae
Gene: IDP2
Product: isocitrate dehydrogenase (NADP(+)) IDP2
Exons: 1
Coding region: 1-1248 (415 amino acids)
Biological process (GO): isocitrate metabolic process
Cellular component (GO): mitochondrion
Molecular function (GO): NAD binding; magnesium ion binding; isocitrate dehydrogenase (NADP+) activity
Source: RefSeq, a predicted model, not a curated record
AUGACAGUUGCUACUACAGCCACCAAAAUCAAAGUUGCCAAUCCCAUUGUCGAGCUCGAUGGUGAUGAGAUGACCAGAGUCAUCUGGAAGUCUAUUCGUGAAAAGCUCAUUCUUCCAUACCUUGAUGUCGAUCUCAAGUACUACGAUUUGGGUAUUGAGUACCGUGAUGAGACCAACGACCAAGUCACUAUUGAUGCUGCCAAUGCCAUUUUGAAGUACCAAGUUGGUGUCAAGUGUGCUACCAUCACUCCUGACGAGGCCCGUGUCAAGGAAUUCCACCUCAAGAAGAUGUGGCUCUCUCCCAAUGGUACCAUCCGUAACAUUCUUGGUGGUACUGUUUUCCGUGAGCCCAUUGUCAUUCCUAGAAUCCCUCGUUUGGUUAGUGGCUGGGAAAAGCCAAUUAUCAUUGGUCGUCAUGCUCAUGGUGAUCAAUAUAAGGCUCAAGAUGCUGUUAUCAAGGAGGCUGGUACUCUUGAAUUAGUCUUUACCCCCAAGAAUGGCGGUGAGGCCCAAAAGAUCAAGGUCUAUGAAUACAAGGAAGAUGGUGGUGUUGCUCUUGCUAUGUACAACACUGACGAGUCCAUUCGUGGCUUUGCUCAUGCUUCUUUUAAAUUGGCUCUUGAGAAGGAGUUGCCUCUUUACAUGUCUACUAAGAACACUAUUCUUAAAAAGUACGAUGGUCGUUUCAAGGAUAUCUUCAACGAGCUUUACGAGACUACUUACAAGAAGGAGUUCGAGGCCAAGAAGAUCUGGUACGAGCACCGUUUGAUCGAUGAUAUGGUCGCCCAAAUGAUCAAGUCGAGUGGUGGUUAUAUCAUGGCUCUCAAGAACUAUGACGGUGAUGUUCAAUCUGACAUUGUUGCUCAAGGUUUCGGUUCUUUGGGUCUUAUGACUUCUGUUCUUAUUACUCCUGAUGGCAAGACUUUCGAGUCCGAGGCUGCUCACGGAACUGUCACCCGUCAUUACAGACAAUAUCAGCAAGGAAAGGAGACCUCUACCAACUCCAUUGCUUCUAUCUUUGCUUGGACUCGUGGUAUCAUUCAACGUGGUAAACUCGACAAUACUCCUGAUGUUGUCAAGUUCGGUGAGGCCCUCGAGAAGGCCACUGUCGACACUGUCCAAGUUGACGGCAUCAUGACCAAGGAUCUUGCUCUCGCCUGUGGCAAGACUGACAGAUCCAGCUAUGUUCUCACUGAGGAGUUCAUUGACGCCGUUUCCUCGCGUUUCAAGAAGACCUUCUCCUCUUAA